UAACGUUUCGCGCAGUUUCCUGCAUCGCCAAUUUGUUUUACAUUUAAUGGUUAUUCGCUCCGUAGAAGGCUACAGAAAUAUAUGCGUUUUGUUAACGUUGAGUUCGAGCUGAUGCUAAGGCUAAUUAGGCUACAUGAUGCUGUCGUGCUGAGUCUGCUGACAAUCUCCUCUCGUCUCUGUAGCCCCACCCCUAUACUCUACAGCUCGAAAACUUUCCUGUCUCACAGUGAUUUCCACCCUGUUUUUACUUCCUGUUUUCUACAGCAGUCACACAGCCCAAGCUCCUUUCAUUUAAACUUUACCCUUCUGUAUGUGCACCCUUUUCUUUAUAUUUAUUCGCGCGUUGCAUUGUAACAUUGUUUCGAACACUCGCCCAGAAUCUUCUCUUUGUUAAAGACUCGGAAAUGCAGAACUCGUUCAACUUCCAUACCGAUGUAUUUUACAUUUUUUUGUUUUGAUGUGGUCUUGUUUAUUUUUUUUCGUAAAGCCACUCUGGAAGUAGUUGCCCAAUCUAAGGCCCUUUGCUACAAAGUAUCAAACUACUAUGUCGACAGCUAGUUUAUUGGAGCUGACAAGUAGAUAGCUAAUUUGCACAUUUUACACGCUUCUACUACGGCUGUUGUUGCUUUUUGCGCUUUAAGUUAGUUAUUCCUCCCUGGAAGUUCUAAUGGCCCAAUUCCAGCGCCCGACACUGUGUUGCUGCCGUAAAGUGCUCACAGUGCCUAGCAAGUCGUGUGAGGGCGGCCGAGGUCUGGGUCAGUGUCGCCUUGUCGACAUCGCCUCUGCGUCCAACUUCCACAGCUUCAAGCUUCGCCACUUCCAUCUCGACCUCCGCCUCAACUUUGCCGUAAAGGAGAUGACUGGGUGGGAAGUCCUGGAGCUGGUGCCUAUCCAACCAGGCGUGCAGACUUUGGUUUUGGACACUCACCCAUCCUUGCUAAUUAAUUCCAUAGACUGUAAGGUACCUGGCACCACUGGUGCCCAGGACAUUUCCCUGUCGCUCACCUACCGGGUAGAUCCAUUCACAGAUUAUGGAUCCUCGCUGAAUAUCAGCCUCCCAGCCUCUGUGAUACGGCCGCAUCGGGCUUUCCAGAUCACCGUUCGAUACACCACGACAGACGGUCCUGCGAUCUGGUGGCUGGACGCAGAGCUGACGUGUGGUCAGACGCGCCCGCUAGUCUUCACUCAGGGCCAUUCAGUCUGCAACCGCUCCUUCUUCCCCUGCUUCGACACACCUGCUGUCAAGAGCACUUACACCGCUACUGUCAGGGUGCCGGAGGGUGUGACGGUGUUGAUGAGUGCCUCCCGUACUGCCUACUCCAAGCAGGACAGGGUGUUCCAGUUCUCCAUGGAGUACCCCGUCCCAGCCUACCUGGUGGCCCUGGUGGCAGGGGACCUGCAGCACGUCGACAUCGGCCCCAGGAGCCGGGUGUGGGCAGAGCCGUGUAUACUGACCUGUGCUGUGAGCAAGCUAGGGGGUAGCGUGGAGCACUGGCUGAACGUGGCGGAGGACCUCUUCGGACCCUACUUGUGGGGAAGGUACGACAUAGUGUUCCUGCCUCCGUCGUUCCCCAUCGUGGCCAUGGAGAACCCCUGCCUCACCUUCAUAAUCUCCUCCAUCCUGGAGAGCCGGGAGUUCCUGCUGAUCGACGUCAUCCACGAGAUCGCCCACGGCUGGUUCGGCAACGCGGUCACCAACGCCACCUGGGAAGAGAUGUGGCUGAGUGAGGGACUGGCCACCUACGCACAGAGACGCAUCACUACCAAGGCCUACGGUGAGGCCUUCACCUGUCUGGAGACUGUGUUCCGUCUAGACGCCCUGCACAGACAGAUGUGUCUCCUAGGAGACAACAACCCCGUCAGCAAGCUGCAGGUCAAAUUUGAGCCAGGUAUUAAUCCCAGUAGUCUGAUGAAUUUGUUCACUUAUGAGAAAGGCUUUUGCUUCGUCUCAUACCUCUCUCAACUCUGUGGCGACGUCAAGCGCUUCGAUAGCUUCCUAAGGGCCUACAUAGAGCAGUUUAAGUUCAGCAGUGUUGUGGCCCAGGACCUGCUCAAUUUAUUCCUGUGCUUCUUUCCUGAGCUGAAGGAGAACUGUGUGGCCCAGAGAGAGGGGUUGGAGUUUGAGCGGUGGCUGAACGGUUGUGGCCCCCCCCUGUGCGAACCGGACCUCUCGGCCGGUGGAGUUCUGACCGGUCCCGUCCAGAAUCUAUGUGACCUGUGGGCCAGCGAACCCCCGGACCCUGCAGCUAUCUCAAACUUUAACCUCUCCUCUUGGAGCACCUUCCAGACCGUUCUCUUCCUGGACCGACUGCUGGACCGCUCACCCCUGUCACACGAGGUGAUGGGUCAGUUGUCAGGCUGCUACUCGGCCCAGCUGGAUGAGAUGAACGCCGAGGUGCAGAUCCGCUGGCUGCAGAUAGUGGUGCGGAACAGCUUCUACCCUGACCUGCCCCGCAUCCGCGGCUUCCUGCACAAACACACGUCAAGGAUGUACACGGUGCCACUGUACGAGGACCUGUGUGCCGGGGUGAUGAAGUGUUUUGCGGCCGAGGUGUUCUACCAGACACAGGCCCGACUCCACCCCAACCUCCGACGGACACUCCAUCAGAUCCUGUUCCAGACCAGUGCUUUACCCACCAACACAGGCUCUGACCCUUCACUGCUACCCCCCACCCCCCCGUCCCCCAGACCCAUCCCCAGGGGCCACCCGGGGCCCGCCGACCCCCCCACUACUGGUACUAUCACACUACGUGACGUCAACGUGUCCGCCUGAGAGGCCGGGAGAAGAGAAGAGAAACGAGAGAGGGAGCCAUGUUGAAAAAGGUGAAGAACUGUAACAGACUUGAAAUGACUGCACUGUCAGCCAGCCGUCAUCCGUGCUUGACUGAGACUGACAGGGAGUGACGAAGGACCUGCGGGUUCAUACACAUGCACACACACACAUGCACACUGUUACACACAUAUGCACAAUAAUGUGUGUAUAUGUCUAUUUAUAUAUUGAGUCUGAUUUUUGUAAGCUAACCUUUUGAAGCCUCUCUGGGAAGGACAAUGCUGUGUGUGCGUGCACAUGCGCUUCAUGAAUGGAGGUAGCUAUUGACUGUUUGCACACGUGUGUAUCCUGCUUAGAGCUGGGAUUAUGACUUCAUAAGGAGAGGUUUGAGAACCACUGCCAUAGGGAUAUGGUCAAAAGUAGUGUACUACAUAGGAAUGGCACUAUGGACCCCAGGGCCCAUAGCAUUUGGGGCGCAGCCUCUGUAUGCUCCGUUCAACACUACACACUUUCACCCUGCCUUUAAUAAUUACAAUCCAUUAAUUCCACAUUUGGAAUAUGCAACAGGGAGGCUUAUCCAGGAAUGGAAGUGGAAUUCCCCCUUUAAACCUGGGCUGUGUCUCAGUAGUCUAAACAUCCUUCCUCGCCUUGUCUCCUUGUCCUCAUCUGCACUGAUCUCAAAUAAUUCAAAAUGAACUGAAAUGAAAGUCCAGUCGGCUCAAUUAUGUAUUGGGCUUCUUUGACGGUUUUGCUUUUACCUAUCAACUCUCUUAAGUAGGGAAGGAUGGUAGUCCUCCUACUGUACACUAUUGAGACGUAGCGCCACAGUGCUAAACCCUCUCCUGUAGGGUUGUCAGUGAGAAGGGAGAGGGUAAGGUCACACAUGUGCCUUCAAACUGGAGCUCUGCAAUUCUGGGUCGCAUUCAGUCCUGUAAAGUGCAUUCACCUACCCAGGUGGCGUGCAACGUUACAGGACCUUCAGAUAGGAAUAUAUGGAACAGACAUGCUUCUUUGUCCUGAAAAAUAGAGAAUCAUUGUCGUCUGUAUAGAAGCCAUUUCUUAUGUUGAGAACGAACGUGUGCACCCUCCUGAACGCGAGCCUUUUCAACAGUGACAGUGUCAGCCUUCUGGACUUCUCUCGCUCAGGCUUGCUUGACAUUUCCAAAGCUACAGAUAAUUUCAAUUCUGUGAUUGACUAAAGAGGGGAGGGUGUGUUUGGGGGGGGGGGCGUGUAUGUCAUUGACGUAUUAAUGAGUGGUUGGGCUGAAAUGUUAACAAUGAUUUUGUACAAAUUCUGUUUUAACGUUUCCUCCCAACAUAUAUGAAUUGUGAACGGGCUGUACCUCUCAGCAUAGCAAUGUGAGGGGCAGAAUGUUUGUGUUUUGAUGAUUACAUGAAAUUACAUGGUUAGACGGUGACUGCCUGUCCUCCGAUGCCUUACUUAACGUACAGUACUGUUACCGAACAACACAGAGGGGAUAGACUAGCAGGUUUGUCUCCAAUGUUUUACAGGUAAUAAAAAAGCCUUGAGACUCAACAAUGA
Coregonus clupeaformis (lake whitefish) is the source of this 4313-nucleotide messenger RNA. Its product is annotated as aminopeptidase RNPEPL1-like. Bases 668 to 2773 code for a protein of 701 amino acids. Gene Ontology annotation, biological process: proteolysis. The transcript is spliced from 11 exons. The record is from RefSeq and is a predicted model, not a curated record. NCBI's taxonomy places the organism in Eukaryota, Metazoa, Chordata, Actinopteri, Salmoniformes, Salmonidae. Gene Ontology annotation, molecular function: metalloaminopeptidase activity; zinc ion binding.